UCAGCGUGUGGGAGAUUAUUUCUCUUCCUUUGGUUGGCUUGACUUUUUCACUGGUCUGUCAUUGCAAGUUUAAAGGCCAUUUUCAGAGAGUGAGAUGAUUUCUUUGAAGAUGUCAUUGAAGAAUCCAGGACCAUGAUGGAGAACAGAAGCAGUGUCCGAUAUACCAAAAAGAAAAGCUUGCUGCAUAUUCUUCUUCAUCUCCAUGACGAUGGCAAGUUUGACAAUAGUUUCUCCCAAAACGACCUCAAAUCAAUCCUCAUGGAUAUGCUUGUGGGAGGAAGCGACAUAAGUUCAGCAACAAUGGAGUGGGCCAUGGUGGAGCUGGUGAAGAAUCCAACAAAAAUGCAGAAAGCAAAGGAAGAGUUAAGGCACGUGGUGGGGAACAAGUCAAAGCGUAGAAGAGCAAGACAUAAGCCAAAUGAAUUACUUAAAAUGUUUGGUCAAAGAAUUCUGAGAUUGCAUCUACCUACUCGCCUGCUGGCUCCUCGAGUACCAAGAUCAGACGUGAAUAUCGGAGGUGUACUAUUCAAGCCAAAACAAUCCACUGAGCAAUAGUACUUACUUGAAAGGUUUUGCGAUGAUUUUCGAAUGAUUUUUCUGAGAUCUCAACCAUUUUAAAAUAUUUAUUUGAUACUUUUCCAAAUAUUAACAUUAGGAUAGUUUAGAGGUUUGAAAAAUAUGAUGUUGUUCGUUCUAAUUUCAAAGCUAAAACAACUGAAAA
Prosopis cineraria is the source of this 721-nucleotide messenger RNA. RefSeq names its product cytochrome P450 71A1-like. Gene Ontology annotation, molecular function: monooxygenase activity; oxidoreductase activity, acting on paired donors, with incorporation or reduction of molecular oxygen; heme binding. The record is from RefSeq and is a predicted model, not a curated record. The coding region runs from base 133 to 555 and encodes 140 amino acids. Lineage: Eukaryota; Viridiplantae; Streptophyta; Magnoliopsida; Fabales; Fabaceae. The transcript is spliced from 2 exons.